AGAAGAUCUCUUGAGCACAACAUCUCUUCUUCUUUCCUUCUUUCCUUCUUACUUUCCAUCCAGUUGAUCUCCUCAAAUGCCAACAACAAAAUAAUUUCACCCAUUUCUCCGGACAUCUCGUAAGUCUCGACAUCGUAUAUAUACAUGAAUACAUGCUUGUUUGUGUACCACAUCUCAUCAGGCGUCAGAGCUCCCACUUUCUCUUCCCUAUUGUUUUCCCUUCUUUACGAGUUGGCCAUCUCAUUUAAAAACGCGGUCUCAUUGGAUUCGUACUCGGUGUCUUCUUCGUGCUUUGCGACAGGAACACAUUUAUCGUUGUGCUCGCCGAAGCAGUUGCGCCCUGCGGACCGUGCGGUACUUCGCGGAGAAAAAAACACACACACACACACAGACACCCACUCAGAGCACGCACCCGCAUACAUACAUGUCCAACCCAUCUCUCGCAAAUCUGGAGGCGCUGAGGGAGGAGCUGUGCUCCCCUGCGCUCGACCAAGGGCACCUCUUCGCUGGCUGGCCAGAGUCGAUGGAGGCCUACACGGACAAGCACAUCGCCUUCCUCACGCAGCUCUACCUCUUCCAGAACACCUACCACGGCGGCGUCGCACAGUACAUCCGCACGGGCAAGGAGCUGCUGGCGACGGAGAGCGAGGAGACGGACUUCACGGCUCUGGAAAUGCCGCCGCUGGUCUUCAACAUCCCGCUGCUUUACCAGCGAACGGCGGAAAUGGCGGAGCUGGAGAGGACCGGGACGGAGAUGCUGCGCAGGACGGUGUUUGUGCUGGUGGCCGGCGGCCUAGGCGAGCGUCUCGGCAGCUCCGACAUUAAAGUCGGCCUGCCGGUGGAGACGGCGACGGACACGACCUACCUGGACUACUACCUGUCGUGGGCGCGGCAGGUCGGUGGGCCGGACGUGCCCUUCGUGCUCAUGACCUCCGACGACACCCACGCCCGCACGCUGCGGCUCAUACAGCAGUUGAACCCGAAGAUGCCGAACCUGCGGGUGUUGAAGCAGGAGCAGGUCUUCUGCUUCUCCGACCCGUCCGCCCAUCUGGCCGUCGAUCAGUACGGAACGCUUCUGCGGAAGCCGCACGGCCACGGCGACGUACACUCGCUGAUCCACCACGCCGCGGUGCGGGAUGGCGUGGUGCUGUCGCCCACAGAGGACGCUGCGUCCGCUGACAAGCGCGGCUUGCUGGCCACCUGCGACGACCCCAUGCAGCCUUUGGUUGAGGCGUGGCUCAACGCCGGCUAUGCUUCCAUCGCAUUCCUGCAGGACACCAACGCGUGCGCCACCAUCACGAUCCCCAUCAGCCUUGCCAUCAACGCGCAGCACCGCCUCGACAUGAACUUCACCUGCGUCCCGCGCUUGCCGAAGGAGUCGGUCGGCUUGCUGUGCCGUGUCAAGAAAGGCAACGAUGAGCCGUGGAGGGUUGCCAACGUGGAGUACAACAUCUUCGCGGAGGUAGCGCGCACGCUGACGGCCGAGGGUGGCGACGUGGCGAGCCACAAGUCGGAGUACUCGCCCUUCCCUGGCAACAUCAACACCCUCGUGUACAGCCUACCGAGCUACGCGGAGGUGCUGCGGAAGUCGCACGGCACGGUGCCGGAGUUCAUUAACCCCAAGUACUCCGACGCUACACGGCGCCACUUUAAGAAACCGGCACGUAUCGAGUCGCUGAUGCAGGACAUCGCACUGCUGUUUCGCGAGGACGAAUACCGCGUCGGCGGAACUAUCUUCGAGCGCUUCUCCUACCAGCCGGUGAAGAAUUCAUUGGAAGGGGCCGCCGCUCUGGUGGAGCAGGGCAACGCCCCGUACUGCGCCGCCACCGGUGAGGCGGACUUCUACGAAAUGCAGCGUCGGCGCCUGCGGGGGGUCGGGGUGCCGCUCUUCUACGACUCCGAGCCGGAGGUGUCGGUCGCGGAGGACAAGGUGCACUGCCGUAUUUUCCCAAUUGUUGUCCUGGAUGCCGCGUGCACCGGCAGCGGCACCCUCGCCGCGCUCGCGAAGGUCUUCCCGACGCCGGAGAAUGUCAGGAUUGAUCAGCGCAGCACGCUGCUCGUGAAGGGGCGGGUGGUGAUUGAGAGUUUGCAGCUGCAGGGCGCCCUCACGAUCCGCGGCCCGACGGACCCCGCUGCGCCGCCGCUGGUGGUCCGCGACGUCAACGUGCACAACGCUGGAUGGAAGGUGCACGCCUUACCGCCGACCCACCCAGGCGGUGACCCCCGACUGAGCGAGGUGGACCGCAUCCGCGGCUUUGUGCUGGACAAGGCCGUCAUGGCCGUGCUGGAUUACACGACGGGGACGGUGCGCGUGGAGCAGCCGUCGAUCGACGCGGACGGCGCAAAGCUGUAA
Molecule: messenger RNA, 2353 nt
Organism: Leptomonas pyrrhocoris
Lineage: Eukaryota; Euglenozoa; Kinetoplastea; Trypanosomatida; Trypanosomatidae
Product: UDP-sugar pyrophosphorylase (USP)
Exons: 1
Coding region: 425-2353 (642 amino acids)
Biological process (GO): UDP-N-acetylglucosamine biosynthetic process
Molecular function (GO): UDP-N-acetylglucosamine diphosphorylase activity
Source: RefSeq, a predicted model, not a curated record